Amorphotheca resinae ATCC 22711 is the source of this 432-nucleotide messenger RNA. RefSeq lists its product as hypothetical. Lineage: Eukaryota; Fungi; Ascomycota; Leotiomycetes; Helotiales; Amorphothecaceae. The coding region runs from base 1 to 432 and encodes 143 amino acids. The transcript is spliced from 2 exons. The record is from RefSeq and is a predicted model, not a curated record. Gene Ontology annotation, biological process: late endosome to Golgi transport; endocytic recycling. Gene Ontology annotation, cellular component: early endosome membrane; retromer complex. Gene Ontology annotation, molecular function: phosphatidylinositol-3-phosphate binding.
AUGCAGGCGAUGCCAGAUUCGCGACAGCAGAGCUUCGAGGAGAUCUAUGGCCCUCCCGAGAAUUUCUUAGAGAUCGAGGUCAAGAACCCCCGCACUCAUGGCGUGGGCCGCAACAUGUACACAGACUACGAGAUCGUUUGCCGCACCAACAUCCCCGCCUUCAAACUCCGCCACAGCAGCGUGCGCAGACGCUAUUCGGACUUCGAGUACUUCCGCGACAUCCUGGAGCGCGAGUCGGCGCGAGUUACGAUCCCACCUUUGCCCGGCAAGGUCUUUACAAACCGCUUUAGUGAUGAUGUGAUCGAGCAUAGAAGAGAGGGUUUACAGAGGUUCCUGCAGAUCGUAGUCGGACAUCCGCUUUUGCAGACAGGGAGCAAGGUGUUGGCUGGGUUUGUACAAGGUGAGUUGAGCACCCCGCAUUCCGAGCUUUGA